This is a messenger RNA of Leucoraja erinaceus (little skate), 5638 nucleotides long. RefSeq lists its product as uncharacterized. The record is from RefSeq and is a predicted model, not a curated record. Bases 2745 to 3257 code for a protein of 170 amino acids. NCBI's taxonomy places the organism in Eukaryota, Metazoa, Chordata, Chondrichthyes, Rajiformes, Rajidae. The transcript has 4 exons.
AAUGGUACUGUAAAAUACAGUACUCGUAGGCAAUACAAUGAGCAAAAUAGUUUAAUGGUAAACCAACAAUAGCAAUGCAAACCAAAAACGCUAAGUCCUUAAUGCAACCAAAACAGUUUGUUGUUCGUAGUUUAGUUGGUGUUUGUAGUGUUCAAGAGCCUGAUGGUUGUUAGGAAGAAAUGUAAGAAAUAUAAUAUAAGAGAGAGAGACAAGAGACAGCAGAUACUGGAUUCAUGUGUAGAACAUAAAGUGCUGGAGUAACUCAUGCAACAUCUGUGGAGGACAUGGAGGGAUGACGUUUCAGGUCAGGACCCUUAUUUCAGUACUUUGUGUUCUUUCAUAAUAUAAGGUUUUGUAUGAUUCUUGAUACUGGGAUUUCAGCUCCUGAAAGGCUGAACGCUGAGAUAUUACUUGUUUUCGGAUGUACAAAGACCAUGUACACUAGGUACAGGAUACUGAGUUGGAUGAUCAGCCAUGAUCAUAUUGAAUGGCGGUGCAGGCUCGAAGGGCCGAAUGGCCUACUCCUGCACCUAUUUUCUAUGUUUCUAUGAAAGGUGGUAGAUUUAGAAUUUAGAGAUACGGUGCGGAAAUAGGCCCUUUUGCCCACUGAAUCCACGCUGACCAACGAUCAACCAUACAGUAGUUCUAUGUUAGCCCACUUUUCGCACACUUCGCACUUGGGGUAAUUUACAGAAGCCAAUUAACUUACAAACCCGCUCGUCUUUGGGAUGUGGGAGAAAACUGGAGCACCCGGAAAAAACCCACGCGGUCAAAGGGAAAACAUGCAAGCUCCCUGCAGACAGCACCCGUAGCCAGGAUCGCUCCCGGGUCUCCUCGCUGUCAGGCAGCAACCCUACCGCCAUGUCACUGUGCCGGAAUUCGGAAUUGUUUAUCAUUUCCAUAUCUCUGCUGACAAAGUACAGGAGAAGCAGUUAGCUUUGUCAUUCAUCCAUGUUAAUUCACUUAUAAUAGAUAUGUACCUCCAAUGUCAUAGCGUUUCAAUCAUAAUGUGUUAUGUCUGGACUCAGCUUAUUUGUUCCGACAAGCCAAUGUGAAAACAGGGCGUCUGCUAUGUUCAACGCAUCUCGCCUGUGAUAUUAGAAAUGACAACCUUUGUUGGUAGGCAGUGAAAAUGCUCAAAAGUUAAUGCGAUCAAAUCACUUAUCCUGUCAGUAUUUUUAAAGGGUUUGAAAAACAAAAGCAAUGGAAUGUGUUUGCUACAAGAAAAUCUCAGUGGAUUUCUCCUGUUUCCCACAUCGUUUGGAUAAUCCCAAUCUGCACUAGUGGGUUUAAAGGAUUCGUAGAGUGUUAGUUUAGUUUAGUGUAGAGAAACAUUAGCGGAACCAGGCCCCGGCCCAUCGGUCCAUUGAGUCCGCACCGACCAGCGAUCCUCGCACACUAACAUCAUCCUACAUACUAGGGACAAUUUACAAUUUUACCAAGCCAAUUAACCUCCAGUUUAAAUUCAAUUUGGAAUAUUUUGGAGGACCAGGAAACCAAGAAACCAAGAAACCUACAAACCCGUACGUCUUUGGAGUGUGGGAGAAAACCGCAGAUCCGGAAAAAACCCACUCAGGUCACGGCGAGAAUGUUCAAACUCUGUAUAGAAAGCACCCAUACUUAGGAUCGAACCCUGGUCUCUGGCGCUAUAAGGCAGCAACUCUACCACUGCGCUACCGUGCCAAGUCAUACAGUACAGAAACAAGUCCUUCAUCCUAACUUGCCCAUGAUGACUAAGAUUCCCCAUCUAUGCUUGUCCCACCUGCCAUGUUUGGCGCAUAUCCCUUCAAACCUUUCCUAUCUAUGUACCUUUCCAAAUGUUCAAAUAAUUUUUCAAAGAAUAAUACAAGAGUUUUCAAAGAAUAACACAAAAUUGGUCUCAGCCAUCAAAACUAAAAUUCAAGACUGAAGCAGUAUCUCUGGAGAAAAGGAAUAGGUGACAUUUUGGGUCCAGACCCUUCUUCAGGUGUCAUUACUGGGCUUUAUCUUGCACUAAACAUUAUUCCCUUUAUCCUGUAUCGAUACACUGUGGAUGAUAUGAUUGUAAUCACGUAUAGUCUUUUUGCUAACUGGAUAAAAUGCAACUGUGUGCGACUUGAUUGGUACGGGAGUCAGGGGUUAUGGGGAGAAGGCAGGAGAAUGGGGUUGACAGAGAAAGAUAGGUCAGCCAUGAUUUAAUGGUGGAGUAGAAGUGAUGGGCUGAAUGGCCUAAUUCUGCGCCCAGAACAUAUGAACUUACGAACCAAAAAAAUGUUUUCACCGUACCUUGCUGUACAUGACAAUAAUAAUAAGCUAAACCAAAUAAUAAGUGGUAAGGUACAGUGCUGCCAUUCCUAGCCUGCGCUUCAUUGAUAACAGUUCAUUAACAGUCAGGACAAUGUAAGUGAAUCCAUCUUUAGUCAGGCAGAUUAUAUCCUGCUCAUAUGGCAACCGAUCACAACACAGUGCACAUCAUUGUGCCUCUGCUGAAGCGGAGACGAGGUUAAUGGGGGAUAAAGUUGUCCGGGUGUUGAGAAAACAGCUUGGCUAUUUGAUCAACUUGCCCCAGGCAGCUGGAGAAUCCCCAUUUACCGCCUCUGCGCCAAUGUACAGUAAAGACAGGGAGCGAGGCAUUGUCCUGUGAAGUCUUGUUGAUUUUUAAAAUAUAUUAUUGCCAACCAAACUCUUUGGACCCAUUCUUUAUCUCCUGCCAGCGAAUCUUUUUUUUUAAAGCGCUGUUGCAGACUGUUCUUGAAGCAGAUUCAAUGGGUUGUUCAAGCAGCACACAGACCCAACCUCAGGACAGUAACAGACCAAACUCCAAACAGGAGGAGAAGAAUGGAGCCAGCAAAUGCGCUUCAGACGUGAAUGGCCCUAUAACCAACGAGGGAGAGACUAUUCCAGAUCACUCCCAGCUGCUGGAGCCAAAAGCGGCCGACACCGCUCCUCAUGAGGUAGUCACCAAUGAACCAAGCCCUUCUGAAGGUGGGGUGCAUUUGGCUUCGGCAUCUGAAGACAGUACAGAUCUCGUGGGUUUGACCACUGAGGAGCCAGAGAGUUCCGCAGCUCCAGUGGAAGAGAAUACGUUCACAGAAGCCGACGAUAUUGAAGAGAUCCAAUCUUCAGAGGACCAGAUUGAAGGUGAGACUGGGGAGAAGGUAGAGUGUGAGACAGCCAUCGAAGCCAAGGACGAAGAGGAGGAAAGUGAAGUGGAGAUAUCAGAAGAGAUACUGGCCUCUGGCAUGACAGUGUUAAUGUCAGAAAGUAAGAAAGAUUAAACCUCUGCUACUUCAGUUCUGGAAAGCUCUGCCGACAAUACUCUCUCCUCGACAAGAAUAUGUACAGCUGCCUCAUAUCUUACAACCACUCUCCGACAGAGGGAUUCUCAGUCAGUUUCGGCCACCCGCAGACUAAAAGAGGAAUCUGCUGUUGCUCGACUUUCAACCUGGUGUUUCUACGCACACUUGCCAAGCCACAGCCAACCAGUACACUCAACUGGACAACUCAGUGUGUUACUGAUAUCCUUCGACGGUCCAGUCACGUAACUGUACAGAUGAGAGGCAGUGACACUUUUCUCUGCUACAGCGAGUGUUUCUCACUCUACAUUCACCAUCCUUCUAAGUCAAGCCAGUGCCGAUCUCUCUAACGUGGGACUGGAACUUCGCAGGUGGAAAAAACAAAUCAAUUUCAAAUUCAUAAUUCAGCUGAAAAACUAGCAACACUGAGCCAAAAAAGACGUUGCACAAUCAUCUUGUAACGGUAGAGGGCAUGUAACAAUGUGGCGGUACCUUAUAAACCUUACAAUGCUACAGUACAGAGUAUCAUUUUAUAAAUGCAUUCCAUGUUUUGUGACACCGCAAGCUAACGGUGUUACACAGGGCUUCAUAGUGUGAAUUAUUGUUGUCGAAGCAUGAACUUAGUAGGACCUCCAAGUUGCUUGCAGUACUAGGUACUGCUGCUUGGCUGAUACAGUUUUAUACGCGUUCCACCAAAAUGGUGCAUGUAAUGUUCAAUGCUGCAUGAAAUAGAUUAACAAUAUAUAUAUAUAUGAAUAAAUAGAUUUUAAUGAUUGGUCACAUAUUGAAAAUGGUUAUCUGUGAAAUUUAUUCUUACCAAAUAUAACGUUUGAAAAAGACUGACUUUGUUUAGCAAAGGGCUAUGGACCCAGACAGGUAGAUGGAUUUAUGAUCUAGAAGAGCCCGGGUAGAGAUGCUGCCUUACAGAGCCAGAGACCUGGGUUCAAUCCUGACUACAAGUCAUACAAGCCUGGAUGCAGUAUGUAUGUUUUCCCUGUGACCACGUGGGUUUCCUCCCACAUCCCUAAGACAUGUAGAUUUGUAGGUUAAUUGGCUGCUGUAAAUUAUCCCCAGUGUGUAGGAUAGUGUCAUUGUGCAGGGAUUGCUGGUUGGCAUGGACGCAGUGGGCCAAAGAGCCUGCGUCCACGGUGUAUCUCUAAACUAAACUAAUGCUGUGGGUUUGGCUACCAAAUGUAUCAGUGAUCACUCGUUGUAGUAAUAGUGGAAAUAAUCAGCAGUUUAGAAGCCCACAUCACCAGGUUCAGGAACAGCAACUUUCCUAUAACCAUCAGGUUCUCUAUCCCAACCACAAUCCCUAAUCCUACCUACAUGGUGCAACAGUUCCUUUAUUACCACGUUAACCAAGGAACAGUGAAAUUCUCAGCAACUGGACACUAGUUUCACCUCUUGCACUACUAUGGGACUUUUUUAAAUUUUAAUUAUGUUUUUACAUAAUGUCUUGUUCUUUUUGCAGUCUUCGUUCUUCCAGAAAUAUUAUGUAUAGUUUAUGUGUGUUUGUCUGAGUCUAUGUGCCUGUGUUGCUGCUUCAAGCAAGAUUUCCAUUGUACCUGAACCUCACCGUACUUGUGCAUAUGACAAUAGAUUCGCCAUGACUUGAAUGUUCCCAAGAACAGCAUAGCCAAUAAAGCAUUAAUCAAGUUAUUUGCACGUUAAUAUGAAAUAUGUUAGCGUGUGUCUCUGUGUGUAACGAACUAAGGAACACUGGAAUACCCAGGCCAUCUCUUCACAAGCUGCACAGAGAACCCACUGCUCUACCCAAAGUGGGACCUUGAUUAGCAUCUAUUCAAGAAUCCUACAGUCCCCUCCUUCAGAACCAAGCUGACACGUCAGCCAGUACAAACACAUUGACAUCCAAAAUAAUGAUAUAAAAGCAUGGAAUAACACGCUAAAGAAGUCCCGACCUGAAACAUCACUUGUUCUCCAGAGAUGCUGCCUGACCUACUGAGUUACUCCAGCACUUUGUCCUUUUGUGUAAACCAGCAUCCGUAGUUCCUUGUUUCUACAUUGACAGCAAGGCCACCAGCACAAUCAAGGACGAGUCUCACCUCCGUCACUCCCUCUUCUCCCCUUCAGGCAAGAGGUACAGCCCAUAUCUCCAGAUUCAGGAACAGUUUCUUCCCUACUAGAGAGCGGUCCUGACCUCCCAUCUACCUCAUUGGUGACCUUUGAACUAUCUUUAAUUGGACUUUAUUGGACUUCUUGCACUAAAUGUUGUACCCUUUAUCUGUGCACUGUGGAUGGCUUGAUUGUAUUCAUGUUUAGUCUUUUCUUUGACUGGUAUUGAAGAAUUCACUCAUCAGAUAUAUUGGAUAGCAUGCAAACAAAACCUUUUCACUGUACCU